UCUUCAUUUUUGUCACUUUCACAUUUUUAUUGAAAACCCACUGUUCCAAGGACAGGAUUAUAGGCUGACAAAAUGUUAAAUUGGCUUUCUGCUUUCUGCUUCAUUGUUUUCUGAAUCUUGGGGAGUAUCCCUUAGAUAAAAAAAAAAUACAUUAUCCUGUAAUUGUGUGUGUGUGUGUGAGCAUGAAGUUAUGUUUAUAACUAAGUCUUAAAGCUCUUUCCUAGCUAAGUGAAUAUUACCUUUAUUUACAUUCCUCAGAUGAAAUGAAGAGAAUCUUACUAGAAUAACUAUUAUCGGUGGUCGUAGUGCUAGGAAGAAAAUGAAAGGAGAAAAUUUCACUGUUUGGAGCUUUUUUUUUCUGGAGGGAUUUUCCAAGUACCCAAGGUUAGAGAUUGUUCUGUUUGUCUUCAGCCUUGUAAUGUAUUUGGUUACCAUCCUGGGUAACAGUACCCUUAUUUUAAUCACUGUCCUGGAUUCACACCUUCAAACCCCCAUGUACUUGUUUCUUGGAAACCUCUCUUUCAUGGAUAUCUGUUAUACAUCUGCUUCCAUCCCUGCUUUGCUGGUGAACUUGCUGUCAUCCAAGAAAACCAUCAUCUUUUCUGGGUGUGUGGUCCAGAUGUACCUAUCCCUUUCCAUGGGGUCCACCGAGUGUAUACUUCUGGCUGUGAUGGCCUAUGACCGCUACGUGGCCAUCUGCAACCCUCUGAGGUACCCCAUCGUCAUGAACAGGCAAGUCUGUGUGCAGAUGGCCACUGUCUCCUGGGUGACGGGCUGUCUGACUGCCCUGCUGGAAUCCAGUUUUGCCCUGAGGGUUCCCCUCUGUGGGAAUGUCAUCGAUCACUUCACGUGUGAAAUUCUUGCAGUGCUGAAACUAGCUUGCAUGAAUUCGCUACUCAUGGACAUGGUUAUGCUGGUGGUCAGUGUUCUCCUCCUGCCCAUCCCAAUGCUCUUGAUUUGCGUUUCCUAUGGCUUCAUCCUUUCUACGAUUCUGAGAAUCAGUUCAACAGAGGGAAGAAACAAAGCUUUUUCAACGUGUGGCGCACACUUGGCUGUGGUGGUCUUGUAUUACGGGGCCGCUCUCUCCAUGUACCUGAAGCCUUCUUCGUCAAACUCACAGCAAAUAGACAAAAUCAUCUCGCUGCUUUACGGGGUGCUUACCCCGAUGCUGAACCCAGUAAUCUAUAGCUUGAGAAACAAAGACGUUAAAGAUGCGGUGAAAAAACUGCUGAGCAAAGUGCCGUUGGCAUCAAGCGUGUGACUCCCCUAGACCGGGGUUCCUGUGACUUUCUCAAGGAGGAGCCAUUGGAAGAACUCGGCAGAGAAACUCUAAAUUCUAAAUGCGGAUUCUGGCCUGAAUAUUAGCUCUGCGAUUCCUCAGUCACAAGGUGUUUGUACACAGACUCAUUCAUUAUGGAUGUGGUAGGUCCCAAGGUUCACUUGCCAAUAUUUAUCUUUGGUGGAAUAUCAAUCACUGUCACUGGGCAUUUGCUCCAAAAGCAAACUUGUUUGUUUGUUUUCUUUGUUUUUUCUUGAGACAGGGUUCCUCUGUAUUGUUUUGGAGGCUGUCCUAGAACUCACUCUGUAGAUCAGGCUGGCCUCCAACUCACAGAGAUCCACUUGUCUCUGCCUCCAGAGUGCUUGGAUUAAAGGCGUGCGCCACCAAUGCCCGGCUUCCAAAAGCAAACUUAAGUGUUGUCAGUGAAUCUGGGUGCCAGAAGAGUAUUUCUUCUUUACUUCAGUCCCUUGUAGAAUGGAGUAGGAGCCUAAAGACACAAAUCAAAGAACUAAAGGAAUAAUAAAGAUAUUGGCGUUGAUUAUCGAAGCAAGGAAAUGAACUCAAAGAAAGAAAUGAAAAGACUUGGUCAACACCAUACUGUGCAGACUUUAAUGACAGUGUCCUUUUGACUUUGGGUCAGAGCUUAUUCUAUUCCAUGGUGGUAGCUUCUUAAAUGCUGAUUUAAACGUCCUGUCUUCCUUAGUAAGGGUCUGAUAAAGGCCUGUUUUACACCUGCCCACCAACUUUGCUUUUUGUAAGCACAUCUAUCUGCUCCUGUGACAUUAUACUAUCUAUAUGUUAAGUCUUUUCCACUCAUUCAUUGCAUGUUUUCCUCCUUUGGAUAGCUGACUUCACAAUGGCUGACAAGGAAGCAUUUGUUCUAGAAAUAACAACAUGUUUUCUUUACCUCAGCCACCCCAGUCUAAUUGUACAAACACU
Messenger RNA from Mesocricetus auratus (golden hamster), 2218 nucleotides. RefSeq names its product olfactory receptor 2K2. The coding region runs from base 320 to 1261 and encodes 313 amino acids. The transcript has a single exon. NCBI's taxonomy places the organism in Eukaryota, Metazoa, Chordata, Mammalia, Rodentia, Cricetidae. Gene Ontology annotation, biological process: G protein-coupled receptor signaling pathway. The record is from RefSeq and is a predicted model, not a curated record. Gene Ontology annotation, molecular function: G protein-coupled receptor activity; olfactory receptor activity. Gene Ontology annotation, cellular component: membrane.